CUAGGUUUGAAAAUUUACUCGCUCAAUGGACACACAUCAACAUUCAGAUAUCUGGUCCGAAAUAAUUAUGCAGUAAACUACGCGUGAACAAGAUGUUAGCCUGCAACGCGGAGGAAACGGGUUUUCUGACUCGACAGCAAUAAGCAUAGAUGGAACCGGAAUAGCAGUUUUUGGCAUGCAGCGUCGCUCGUGAACGAUGCGAGCCCUUGGUCCAUCGCGUGUUUGGCGACGCGCUGCGAGCAGCUCUGCUACGCGACCACGAGCUAGUUCCUUCGUGCAGUUUCACGUGCAUCGAUCAUCGCUGGCACCGCCUGUUGGGACUUCGAGGACUCCUGUCGCGCAUAGUCCUAAUAGUGAGGACGUUGAUGAGGCUCAGCCUGCGUCAACGGCGCCAUUAGAUCAUUCCGAGGAUGUGGAGAGUUCUCGGUGGCUGCAGGGCACGGAUGCAGAAGCAAGGGAGCUGCGGAACGAGAUCUUGAAAGAGUCGGGAAGGGCAGGAGCGGCUGAGCAACUGAUUUCUGGUGCCGGUAGUGGUACUUCCUCCAGCGCCACAGGAGCGUCCGGCCCGGCUGCGGCAAAAGUAGAUGGCAGCAAAAAAGGGACAGCAAAGGGCGGAGGUGGAGCUAGUGGAACGUCAAAGUCGUCGUCUUCUAGCUCCUCGACUUCUAUGGAUGCAGCCGCAGCAACAGGUGAGUCAAGCAGUCCAGACAAAUUUCCAAGUGAAGAAAUUAGCGGUCAUCUGUGGUUUUCCAACAUCUAUCCUGGUCGCAGGAACUUCUUUGACAUACGGCACGCGCUCACGACGCAGUCGCAUCGAACGCUAAUUCCGCAGUUGUUGCCGCAAGAUUCGUUGUCGAUUACUCGCUUCGUCUGCCGACACCGAGAAGGGGGAGUCUACGUGGAUUUUGUAGCCAAUCCACGGUUUGCGAGGUCGAUUCUUCAGCGUAUGGGAGUUUCCAUACAGAUGCGCAAAGACGAAAAGACUAGUCUAGAAGUGCACUCGUUUGUGGCGAGACAGAUAAGCAAAUACAUGCGCGAACACGACUUCAAAGCGCCGCUAGCAAACUUUUACGUGCGUUUAUGCUUGAAGUUUAAUGCUUAAUCGGACACCUUCUUGGUGAAGAUGAAAUACUUAGCGGAACUCAUUGUAUUUGUUAAAAACUAGUUGUUACUAUAAACUGUAGCAGUUCUUACAGACGAUCGAUACCCACUUUGGUAACUGGAAGUCGAAGUUAGUUUAGAAAGAAAAUGGUAUUGAAAGACUGUUAUUAUUUUCAUCUUUUCCCUACUACACGUAAGCGUGGACCAAUUCAGUGAGGGCUUUCGAGGUACUGGGUUCGCCGUUCUACGAUCACUACGAGGGCCGAUAUCCGUCCAACGUUCUCCAUUUGCGUCUCACGGAGGACAUAGUCGGUGGCGCAAAAACACGCACUGCUAUUGCAGAAUCGGCAAAGCGUGAGAAAAAAGCAAGAGAAGAGGUGGAAGGCGAUCCAAAUAGUGGAGACAACAGCGGCCAGGAUGUUGGAACUAUCAGUGCGACGAAGAAGGCGGUGUUUGAGAUAGUUGAAAAGGGUGGCAAGCGUACGAAAAUGGCUGCCAUGAAAGCUAAGAUGAAAGCUUCUUCACGAAAAAAAGAGUCUGAUCAGGAGGCAGAAGCGGCAGCCGCUGAUAAAUCGGGUUCAUUAGAGCAGGGUGAUUCUAGUGGUCAAACACACAAGAUUGUUGACCUUAACUCGCCGAGUUUGCAGCUUGUGGUUCGAGGACAGAACAUAGGAGAAGCUGGCUCUGGUGGAUCUGCCACGAAGGAACAAGAUGAGGCAAAGAAAACGAGUGCACGAAUGCAGAGAGUUUUGGAGGAGGCUGUUUUUUACUCAGAGGAGAACCUGCAUGCCGCGAUGCGGGUCUUCGGCCCGGUCGUAGACAUGCAUUUCAACAAGGAAAGAGCGGAGUGGGAGAUUCAGUUUUUACGUGUGCACUCGGCUGUCGCUGUCCGAAAUUGCUUGCAUCGAGCGCCCUUGCACAAGAUUUACUCUAAUCUGGUCUACAAAGAACUGCGAGACCAGUACGAAAAGGAUGCUUUGAGCGAAAUGGGACUACAAAGGCUUAACACACUCGUUGGGAACGAUGUACUCAGAACUUUGGUCCUAUUCACUUCUCCAGUACUCAACAUUCUCAUGCGAUUUUUACUUUCACCUGUAUACUCUUCAAGAAAAAGAGGGUAUAAUUACGUCGAGAAGAACGUCGAGUAGUAUUACUGUAGUGUGUCGGUAAUUACCUCCAUCGCUGAUGUCUCUCCGACAAAACUUUUACCAGGCCCAAGCCAAUUCUUCCAUGGAUGACGCAGCGGAUACCCGUUCCCGGUUACGCAAGGGGUUGGAGUACAUGGCUGAUCGGGCGACACAGCUCUAUGUCCUGGGGUCCACGUCAGAUCCCGAGGCACUCCGAAAGCAACAAGCAGUGGUUCUCCGCCAGUACAUGGCUAAUCGUGGCCGCGUGCCCUCAACUGCACCACCAAUGCUACCGAAAACAAUUUUAUGCUGAGUUUGUGAAAUUAGUUAAUAAAGUAGGAAGGUCAGCUGAACGAAGAAUGGUCGUAGUUAGUCUUCUAAAAGAACAAUGAAUUGUUCUCUCGUUCGUUGUACCAAUGCUUGUACCUCAAUUACUCGUUGUAGUAGAGGUCUUAGUCUAAUCACACCGGCCGAGUUUCGUUCCGACAAGCUUCUAGCAGUCAAGUAUAAGCAGACCUAUGAUCUUCGAUCAAUGCGGGAGCAGUUGAUAGCGAAUUGGCGUAUGGUCGCCUUACUCGCCAUAGCCGGCGUCGGACUGUGCACUACGUUUUUGUUUGACCCGAUGCGGCUCUUCUUUGUCAAAGGAAGGAUUCAUCUCGCCUACGUCGUAAGCGGUUCGCCAACAAAUACGGAACUCGAGCUGCGGGAUAAUAAGGCACAGAAAAAAGAUAAAAGUGAAGCCAGCUCGUCGUUACUGGAUUCGGCUUUAGCUACACUGUGGCGCUGGAGCGAAAGCCUGAGUACUAGCUUUUUGUUGACUUGCCUGCCGAUUUUUGCCAUUUGUAUGCCCUGGGUUUAUUUGUUAUGCAACUUACGAGCACAACAUUCCCCAUGCGUACAACUGAGUCUUUCCUUCUAGGUCAUGCUUCGAGUCCAAAUUUUUUGAGUCCCUCCCUCAGGUUCCGUCUACGCUUUCCGCUUCAGCGGUAGCGGCAAGCGCUCGAAUCUUGCGACAUCCCUAGCAAUCCAGCGUGAGGCGGAUUUAGCAUCUCUGCGCCACUGGCUGCGAACGGAUCCGCCAGAGCGGGUGAUGCUGCUGUCAGGUCCUCGCGGAGACGGGAAGGACUUCGUGGUCCACAAGCUCCUGGAAGGCACUCCAGGCGUCAUUCACUUGGAUUUUGCGCCAAUGCUGGCACGAUUCAAGGAAGAGAGGUUUGUUGCGCAAAACUUGACGAGAAUGUUUGUUAUGAGAAGAUAUAUUACUAUCUCGAUCUCCUGAAUAACUGGGGUUCUUGAUGACUUCAUUACGAAAUUCUUGACUACUCCGACAAGCGCAAGGUGCUUCUACCUGCCUCUAAACCGUGUUAUUUUCCAGCGAUGCGAAUAUUCGAUGAGUCCGCUGCGAUACUAGAUACGUUCGUGCCUGGGGCAAGCAAAGUUGCCGGAGGUAGUGGUAGCAACGCUCCAGGCGAAGCGAUCGGGAACAUGCUAAUGCGCAUUCUAUCUUUCACGACUGUAGCCCUCAGCGAAUUCAAAACGGAGAGAGAAGACUACCGUGAUACGAAAUAUCCACUCUUUGUUAUACAGGUACUACCGUUACCCAUUGGUUGUAGUACACGUCACAAAAGACGACGAUCAAGGGGCAGGAACAGAAGGAAGAAUUAUUGUAAUUUUGAAAAAAAAUAUUCACAUUCCACACGAAUCUAUCUUGCUCGUUUAUCAUUCAUUUCAACAUCAGGGCUUCACGCAAGAGAAUCACGGAUCGAUCCCGAAUUUCUUGCGGACGAUAAUUCAAUGGGCCGCUUUAGUAUCCGAACAGAAACUCGCCAAGGUGGUAUUCGUUAUCGACGGCAGUUGGAGCCACACUCUAUUCCAAGAAACUUUGAAGCAUAGACCAGAACUGCUAGAUGAACUGGUAUGGGGCGACGCGCCAGAGGUAAUUGUCCGGCGAUGGCUUCGCGAGUUUUUGAAGGUUCACUGUAGCGAACGCGAUGGUCCGAGAGAAAUGUUACGGCGACUUGCGUACUAGAAUUCAGCUUUUUCACCGUCACCACAGGCCAUUCAGUUUCAUCUAGAUGUCAUAACAAUUUGAGAAAUUUUCCCGUGCAACAACAAUUUGAGAAAUUAUCCCACCGAGACCGAACUCCACGUCGCUAAUACAAGACGCUAUGAUCGAUCGCGUGAUCGAAGUGCUUGGAGGCCGCUUGUCGGAUCUGGAGAUUUUUGUGUCAAAAGUGGAAACUGAUGGGAUGCAUCCUCAAGCGGCUCUGUCGGAGAUGGUAGACGCGUCAGCCUCUACAGUGCGGCAGCUGCUCGUGCGCGGAGAAAAAGACACCAGUAAAGACGAACUGUGGAGUCGAAAUCAACUGUGGCGAGCAAUUGAAAUUCUAGCCUUAAAUAGUGUGGGAGAGACGAGCGAAAUUGGAGUACCUUAUGACAGCUUUCUGGACUACGUAAUGCGCGGAGACGAGCGCGUGUUGCGGCACAUGCUGGCAGCUCAGCUUAUCUCACGCGUCCAGGAUCUGUCGUGCUCCGUUCCGAACCAGACACAGACUGGGGCCGUUAGUAGUGGUAGCGCCAGUACUACUACUACUACUACUACUACUACUAGAGCAACUUCAUCUUCAGACGCCGAGUUAUCCAAUAAAAAGCAGUACAUCCGAGCUGGGUCAGCGCUGUUUGGUGAGGUAUAUUCUCAACUCUACAGCGAGCGCGGGCUACGCGCCAUCUACGGCUUAGCCACGGUAAAAGAAGACAUAGCCAAUGUCGAGAACGCUCUCAAGGGAUACGAAGAUCAUUAUGCAUGAGGGAGUUACUUCUAGAAUCCAUCUGAAUGGUCUUGAACGACUCAUGGAGCUACGCGAGAUUUUUCAUCUUUUGGUUGAGAAAGGCUAGUUGUUGUAGUCAGGGUUUGUUUAGAUCAUGUAUUCUUGCCCAGCGAAAAUUCUGCAGAAGAACAUUAUUUCCCCUUGCGUUUCUUCCUGAGUCCCACGUUCAUCAUUUGCUGCGGCACGUGUACGAGGCGGAGAAGGAGGCGCGCGAAGCGGAAAGUUUUCGACAUGAGUCUUGGCUUUCAUGGUUGAGGGACCUCUUUUCGAGGACAGUAAUACACGACCGAAGGGAGGAGUUGGAGACUGUAGUGAUGGAGACACGCAAACUGCAUCUGCUACAGCGCAUCCUCAAAGAACAAGACAAGCUUCGCCUACUCUCAGAACGGAAGGACGCUUACUCAGGGGAGAUGAAGAAGAACAAGCGGAAAAUCGUACCUUUUGCUAUUUAAGAUAAAUGAGAUAAGAGGGACGGUCGAAUGCCCCAUCUGUAAUCGAAGUCUCUAGUAGAUUCUACAUAUUCAGUUGCUAAUACACCUCUAAUCAGUCGCUUUUGAUAUGCAAUUACUAAUCCUAAAAACUCGUAACUUUGUUUUGUGCAAUUACUAAUCCUCAUAAAUUCACCUGUGUAUUCAAUCACCUGUCGUGACCAGUGUUUUUUUUGUAACAGUCCGUGAAAAUGAAUAAAGUAGUUUUCGAUGAAGAAACUUGUGUCUCGAAACGAAAACGCAUGUUUGAUGGAUGAAGAACAGUCAAUCUCAAUUUUCUAGUUUAUUUAGCACCGGUCGUGUCAAAAACUGACAUCUGAACAAUUGCUCCAAGAGGAUAGCUAAAAUUGGAACUUGGAACUUUAUAGUGGCGCUUCAUCGAGUCGACCAGGCGCCUCUGCUACGCU
Amoebophrya sp. A25 is the source of this 5951-nucleotide messenger RNA. Lineage: Eukaryota; Dinophyceae; Syndiniales; Amoebophryaceae. The record is from the annotation of a GenBank genome assembly.